CGCGCGCGAUUUUGGAAUUUUGCAUUUUUGACUUAAGGACCAUCGGUUGGCAGUUAGGCUGUGAGAGAAGGAUUAUUGUUCGACAGAUUGUUGAAUAGUUAGGCUCAGUAUAGUGUGCAGUUUGUUUGGAAGUUGGUGAAGUAUAUCCAUAAAUAGCGGGGAGUGUGUCAAUUUGCCUUUUGGACUGUUGGUUGGAAAACUUGUUUAGUUGUAGUUAUUUUGUUAUCGUCCUUUUUAAGAGUGAGGUUUGGCGGAAUUACUUCGGCCUAACUAUGAGGCAGAGAUUGUAAAGAUACUGCAAAAAAUUUGAGAUCUGCGCCACAAGGACCUGUUCGACUUGAAAAUUAACAACAGACGAAUUACACGAAAAUUACCGCCAGUUCCAAUUGAAUAGUUUGCUUCCUUCCCGGUACCGUCGUGCAUAUUUCAUAUCAAACUGGCAGUCGCUAUAGAAAUGAACCCUCAUUUUCAACCCUACACGGAUUUAUCAUCGCCAAACACCCCAAGUCCGGACGGCAAUUAUACGAAUCUCGGCGGAACAGGAACGGGCGGGGUUGGAGGCAACGGAACCAGUGCAAACAGUGGAGGCGGUGCUGGUGGUGGUGUUAUUACGGGCAACGGUAAUACAAUGGUCCAUCAUCAGAAUGGUCACCCUCAACAGAUGCCAAUGGACGGCGGUGGACAAACAAAUUUUCAUCACCUAAACAAUAAUAGUCCAGUCAAGCAUUGUGCAGGAUGUGGAGGGAAAAUAGUUGAGCGAUUCUUCCUGCACGCCUUAGAUCGAUACUGGCACAACUCCUGCUUGAAGUGCUACUGCUGCGGAGCAAUGCUGGCGGAUAUCGGGUCCAGCUGUUUCACUAGGAGCGGAAUGAUUCUUUGCAAAGCGGAUUACUCCAGGAUGUUCGGAACAACAGCAUGUUCAGCAUGUGGACAAACGAUAGCAGCCAAUGAGUUUGUGAUGAGAACCACAUCACCCAUAAGCAAUCAGCAGCAACAGCAGCAACAACAACAGCAACAGCAAACGACGACGACGCCCGCUUCCAUUAUGGAAGGCAGUCAAAAACAUUUCCCGAACCAGCUUGUCGAACAUCAUGUAUUCCAUUUGAAAUGCUUUGCCUGCUCAAAAUGUGCAUCACAAUUACGUCCUGGCGAUAGAUACUACAUGAUAGCAAGCAGUUUAGUAUGCGAACAAGACUGGCAUAAAUUAGUGAAAAAUCCAACCCCAAAUCCACCAGUCCGUAAGGGCAAAGUAGGGAGACCUCGGCGUUCACGUGACUGAGACGCUGU
Messenger RNA from Hermetia illucens (black soldier fly), 1287 nucleotides. RefSeq names its product LIM domain transcription factor LMO4-B-like. The transcript is spliced from 6 exons. The coding region runs from base 455 to 1279 and encodes 274 amino acids. The record is from RefSeq and is a predicted model, not a curated record. Lineage: Eukaryota; Metazoa; Arthropoda; Insecta; Diptera; Stratiomyidae.